Messenger RNA from Echinops telfairi (small Madagascar hedgehog), 276 nucleotides. It is a transcript of the gene SPMIP11, whose product is annotated as testis expressed 49. NCBI's taxonomy places the organism in Eukaryota, Metazoa, Chordata, Mammalia, Afrosoricida, Tenrecidae. The coding region runs from base 1 to 276 and encodes 91 amino acids. The transcript has 3 exons. The record is from RefSeq and is a predicted model, not a curated record.
AUGGAGCAACAAGAACCGGAGUCCACUUGGCUUCCCCACAUCGUCUCCGAAAAUGGGAAUUAUUCUGUGCACCACAACAGCCACCGAAGAUACCAGGAAGCUGUACAGAAGGUGUUGUUAAAGACAUUCCCGAAUCAGGUCUUCAGGGUCCCUUUGACUGAUGCCCAGAACUUCAGCUUCUGGCGGUCACAUGAUCCCGGAGUGCGUCCAGAGGACACCGUGCCAUGGAUCCGGGGCCCCCAUUACGGUCUCAGGAAAAGUCCAGUGACCAGGUGA